This is a messenger RNA of Prunus armeniaca (apricot), 693 nucleotides long. The record is from the annotation of a GenBank genome assembly. Lineage: Eukaryota; Viridiplantae; Streptophyta; Magnoliopsida; Rosales; Rosaceae.
AUGGAGGGCGAGAUGAGCAACUUCUUCAAGGGUCUGCUGUUUGGCAUUUUGUUGCGUGCCUAUGAUUACAGUGGCCAAAUCCAUCCAAAGGCCCUGUUGCUUCUCUAUUCUUUGCACAUGUACUUGCUCCUCGAACUCAUCCUAGCCUUCGUUGCAACCCUGGCUCGAGCCCUCCUAGCCAUCGAGCUGGAGCCUCAGUUCAACGAGCCCUACCUCUCCACCUCACUCCAAGACUUCUGGGGCAGACGAUGGAACCUCAUGGUCACCAGCAUCCUACGACCCACCGUUUACGAGCCCAUCCUCGACAUCUCCCGACGCGUCGUUGAUCGCAAGUGGGCACCGCUGCCCGCAGUGCUCGCAACGUUUGUGGUAUCAGCUUUGAUGCACGAAAUCGUGUUUUAUCACAUGGGGAGGAUGCGGCCCACGUGGGGGGUCACGUGCUUUUUUCUACUGCAUGGGAUUUGUUUGACGGUUGAGAUUGCUUUGAAGAAGGCAUGGUCGGCCGGCAGGUGGCGGUUGCCGAGGUUGGUCUCUGGAUUGUUGACCGUUGGAUUCGUGAUGGGGACCUGCUUUUGGUUGUUUCUUCCGCAGUUCUUUCGGUUUGGGGCUCAUGUCAAAGCGUUUGAGGAGUAUGCUGCAUUAGGUGAACUUUUCAGGGAUCUCAUUAGCCCAUUUGUCUCUCGGGUUGGGUAG